Messenger RNA from Cherax quadricarinatus, 3690 nucleotides. It is a transcript of the gene chico, whose product is annotated as insulin receptor substrate 1 chico. Gene Ontology annotation, cellular component: plasma membrane; cytosol. NCBI's taxonomy places the organism in Eukaryota, Metazoa, Arthropoda, Malacostraca, Decapoda, Parastacidae. The record is from RefSeq and is a predicted model, not a curated record. Gene Ontology annotation, molecular function: insulin receptor binding; phosphatidylinositol 3-kinase binding. Gene Ontology annotation, biological process: insulin receptor signaling pathway.
UUGCAGGUCUAAUAUCACCUGUCAGUAACAGCAGCACAGAUGGGCCUUGCAUAUCUUCACCUCAAGAUAACUACCUGGAGAUGGCUAGCCCUUCUGAGCGCACCAGUGUUGCUCUUGGUUCCCAUCCAGAGCGAGGGGCUUAUCUAUGUAUGGAUAGAAUUCAGUCCCAAGCACAUGGAGGCUCAUCUCAUGAAAACUCUGGAUAUUUGUCAAUGGGGCCCCUUAAUUCCCCUGGAUCUAUUCUUCCUGCCUGGCUGUCUCAUUCCUCUAGUCAGGUAUCUUCACCACCACAGUCUGCUUGCCAUUCACGUAUCUCCAGUCUGGUAGAUGACACCACUGACAGUUACCUGUCCAUGGUACCUGGAGGUCAAGUAGGGGACAUUGGUGCUGGUGAGAGCAGUGCUCAAGACCGUUCAGAUGGCUACUUAGAUAUGACUCCCACGCCUGCUGUUCCUACGCCCAUUCCUUAUAGCCCAUCUGAUGGUGAUUCCUUUCCUGAAAUGUCCCCUGGCAGCAGCUGCUCGUUUACAUCUGGAACACCUUCAUCUGAUCAUCGCUUUCCUGACUUUAUAGCUGAGAAGAGCGGAAGUGGUUCAUAUUACGGAUAUUCCGAAGACGAUGAUUCCUCGAUUGACCGACCUAUCAGAACUAAUUCGGUUGGCUCUAAACCUGAACAGUUUAGAAGCCGCAAGAAUAGACUGGAAGUGAGCCCAGCUGAGCCUGCCCGUGUUCGAGCCUUCUCUGUGGGGUCACGAGUCAGUCUCAGGCUUGCAGGUGGGAGAGCUGGCCAGGUGGCAGGUGGUGCUAUUGCUGCCACAUCUGUUUCUGUCACCGAAUUCUCUCCCUCUAUUAAGGAGAAGGGCAAACAAGUGAAAAGCAAGUCAACAAGUGCUCCCAUAUUGGGAUCAUCACCAAUAUCUAAUUCAUGGUCGGGCACUCCAGGAACCUUCUUCAAAGGAUUUCUUCACACUCGAAGCCAAGAACGUAAUAAUGACCUGAUGGAAUUUGACUUUUCAAAAAACAAAAGCUGUGACAGUAUAUCUGCUGACAAGGAAAAGAAGAGUAGCAGCUUUGAAAGCAUUAAAAGAACUCUGACUGGUCAGAGGCAUCGUUCAAAUUCAAAAUCCUCUGGGAAUGGCAAAUCAUCUGUAUUCGAUUCCAUAAAACGGGACAAGAAGAAAUCCGAGAGUGAGUUAUCUGCUAAGAGUAUUGAGCUUUCUGAAAGGGGCAACUACUAUGAAAUUGAUAUUAAUCCAAGCCCUCAUCGCAAGACCUCAGACUCUUAUGAUGGGUAUCUUCCCAUGAAACCUGCCAUAACUACAACUCAACCUUUAUGUACCUCAGAAUACUUGGAUAUGAGUAGUAGGGAUUCAUUGAUUAGACAGACUUCAUUUGCAGAUCCUUAUGUAGACAUGUCCAGAGGCAGUGAUCGAUUAGGGUCUUCAGGGUCUCAUGAUGGCUAUGUAGAUAUGAGUCAAGGGAAAGGUUUAGGGCCACUCCCUCUAACCUCAGUUUCUUCAUUGUCCACAACUUCAAACAGCUCAUCUUCCAUUGGUGCUAGAGUCAGAAAGAUUUCGUCCACCUUAAAUGUAUUGUCUUCCCAAGACACUACUACUCAGUUGGAUGAAUAUAUUCCCGUAGACUUUCGUAGUAACAUUGACUCCUCUUCCCAUUCACUUGAUGGGGAAAGGCAUAAGAAAAAAGAGAAGAAAAGUAGUAAGCGAAAAUCAUUUAAGGAAAGCACUAAAAGAAAGAAAUCUGAACCAAUAAAUGUUAUAGGAAAAAGCAGUGAUAGUGAAGGACUACAUGAAGUAAGUAAAAAAGGUACAAGCCCGUUAUCUUCCCUGACCACUCUUCUAGGUCGUAAAAACUCGGGCACACCUCCUAAGACACCUCUCUCCCCCACAGGUAGUCCACUUCCAAAAUCAAAUCGAGGAACUCCUAGUCCAUUUUCAAGUUUGACUCGAAGUAAAAACAGGGAUGAUAAGGAUGGUCGUCGAGACAGUGUUGUGAAGGAGAGCUCUGGGGGAAUGACCUCCAGCUUAAGCUCAGGCAUUGGCACAAGCUGUAUUAAAGAGUCAAGUAGAGAGGCUGAAGAGAGUGCCAUAUCUCAUGAUAAUGUGGGUGUCACUACAUCCUCACAGACAGUUCCUAAUAGUGGUGAGCAGCAGAGUAAACAAACAUUAAAUAUUAAUGAUGGUAGCAAGAGAAUUUCAGGGAUCUUUGAUGCCACAUCUCAGGCAGAUGCAAAGCAGGAGGAAAAUUGGGGAUCUAUUGACUUAGAAUCAUUAUGUAAAGACAGCAGCAGCAGUCAGCAGCAGGUUAAUACCAGUGGCAGUGAUCAAGGGGCAUAUGUUAAUUUAGCACUUGGUUCUUGUGAUAAAACUACAACAACAGAAGUUAGACAGCGAAAAGUUUCUAAUUCAUCAGUGUCUUUGGAUUAUAUGAAUGUAUCUCCAAUGGGAUCUGGUAAAGUUUCGGAAAGUGACACACACAAACCUCAUGAGUAUGUUAAUAUGUGCCCUGGAGGACGUUCUGAGUCUGUACAUGGUGGUAGUUCUUCUCUAGCCCCUGCUCAGCCUCCUCCUCCUCCUCUGAAUAUGAUGCCUCCCAGUACCAAAAGUAAUAUUCCUGGAAGUAGUGAUACCAGUGAUAAGAGUAGCCCUAAUAUAGGACAAGGAAUUUCUAGGCAACAGAGUCAAAAAGAUAGUGAAAGAUUAAGUAUUUCUAGCAGUAGUGGGGGGACUGAAGGUGGUGGCGAGAGUGGUUACUUACUGAUGACUCCUGGACAACCUCCACCACCUAAGCCCUCUUCUCCUCGAAUGGUAACUCAGCGACCAGACAUUCCCCCGGCAUUACUUGGUGGUCGACCAGAGCCUUCCCUCACUGCUACCCUUGAACGACUUAAUUUUAGUAGCUCAGUUGGCAGCAGCUCUAAUGAGCGCUGCCGGAGUCACAGUGGGCCAGGAGCGCCAGAAGGAAGUUCCGUAGGCAGUGAGGUGCGUGUUAAGAAACAGCUCUCAGAACCAAGAAGUGGUUCUGGAAGUCAGGGUAGCAAUGGGCGGGCAGCUUCAGCAUGUUCCUCCCCAGUGUCAUAUUCGCCACCUACUUCUCCUACUUUGGGUGGCUCCGUAUCCUCUGUAUCAUCCCUUAGUGAGGGUGGACUCUCCUCUGCUUCAUCCACCUGUACUGUGGUUAACUUGGGUGUGGGACGGCGAGAGGGAGGGUCAAAUGUAACAAGUCGUGUUCAAGAUACCCCGACAGAAUUGGUAGCUCAUUCCACUGUUCCUUCAUCAGUAUCCAGUCAACAGUCCUCAGCAGUUGUUAGCAGUGGAGACACUGGGCUAAAUUAUGUCGCCUUAGACCUAGGUCCAGCUAAAUGUGAGGGUGUUAGGCCAUCACCCCGAACAGCGCGUCGAGCUGUAAGCACGACAGUUACUCAAGGAGCGUGUAUUCAAGAACCCACGGUUGGAGAUGAUGAACCCCUCAGUUAUGCUCAAAUAGACUUCACUAAGAGUGAGGGUUUGCGGACUACCUCACUCUCACGUGACCACCGACAUUAACAUUCUCCUGCCUCCCCUAACACACAUACCUCUCCUUCAAUUCCUACACCCACGCAAAUCAAAACUGUAUAAAUGAUUUAUAAAAUUAAGUAAUUAAGUUAAUAAAAGUAAAAACAUGUGAGUACUA